AAGAAAAAGAGUUGAUGUGGGAGUGAGAGAAAGUGGGAGUGUGUGUAUGAGAGAGAGAGAGAGGCAGAGUACUCCCAGCACAGUCUGACCAGGGUUUCGGUGUCCUUUCCAUGUGGAUUACAGCUCGCACCACUUACUGGAGACUUGUGUUGGACAAACACUGGGGAUUUCUGUUGGAGUGUUUUGAUUUUUGACUCAACCAUUUGAUGGACUUGAGUAGUUAAUUCAGGCUGUUGUAGAUGAGUAUGGAGGUGAACGGUCGUGCCCUGCCACCCUCAAUACCUGAGGAUGGUGAAGCCCCGGACCAUGUUACACAUGGGGAGAUGAACGGUUAUCAUCAGAGGCUUCAGGGCGGUGAUGGGGGAGAGGCGGAGGUCCCGGUAUCCAAGUCCCAAAGACGAAAGAGCGAUGUCAAAGUCUAUAAGGAGUUUUGUGAUUUUUAUGCUCGCUUCAAUAUGGCCAACGCUCUGGCCAACGCAAUGUGCGAGCGCUGCAAGAGCGGUUUUGCCCCGGCUGAGAAGAUAGUGAACAGUAAUGGGGAACUUUACCACGAGCAGUGCUUUGUGUGUGCCCAGUGUUUCCAACAGUUCCCUGAGGGACUCUUCUAUGAGUUUGAAGGCAGGAAAUACUGUGAACAUGACUUCCAGAUGCUGUUCGCUCCCUGCUGCCACCAGUGUGGUGAGUUCAUCAUUGGCCGUGUGAUCAAGGCUAUGAACAACAGUUGGCAUCCAGACUGUUUCUGCUGUGAUAUCUGCCAGGCUGUGCUCGCUGAUGUUGGAUUUGUGAAGAAUGCUGGAAGGCACCUGUGUCGUCCAUGUCACAAUAGAGAGAAAGCCCGGGGCCUUGGCAAGUACAUCUGCCAGAAGUGCCACGCCAUUAUUGAGGAGCAGCCUCUGCUGUUCAAGAAUGAUCCGUACCACCCUGAUCACUUCAACUGCAACAACUGCGGUAAGGAGCUGACCUCUGAUGCCAGGGAGCUGAAGGGGGAGCUCUACUGUCUGCCUUGCCACGACAAGAUGGGCGUCCCCAUCUGUGGGGCCUGUAGGAGACCCAUCGAGGGCCGUGUGGUCAAUGCCAUGGGCAAGCAGUGGCAUGUGGAGCAUUUUGUGUGUGCUAAGUGUGAGAAACCCUUCCUGGGACACCGUCACUACGAGCGCAAGGGCCUGGCCUACUGUGAAACACACUACAACCAGCUGUUUGGAGAUGUUUGCUACCACUGCAAUCGUGUCAUCGAAGGAGAUGUGGUGUCUGCCCUCAACAAGGCAUGGUGUGUCAACUGUUUUGCCUGCUCUACCUGCAACACCAAGCUCACCCUCAAGAACAAGUUCGUGGAGUUUGACAUGAAGCCAGUGUGUAAGAAGUGCUACGAGAAGUUCCCUCUGGAGCUGAAGAAGAGGCUGAAGAAGCUGUCUGAAACUGUUGCACGGAAGUAAACACACACAGAAAAAGAUGAGAUUCCAAGGUGGCCCAGCAAGUCACAUUUUCCAGAGUCAUUAACAAUCAUAUAAGAUAGCAAUUGUUUGUUGCGUAAGAUUGGUAUUUUAAAUUUAGGUCAUCAUUUCAGCCACGGAGGAGCCUUUCAUGGAGCCUGACACUGACGGAUGGUCAGUCAGUCAGUAGGUGUAACAUUAACCUGUUCAGUGCCUUUUGGUACAAAUACUGCACUGCAUAUUUUUCACAUGCUUGCCUUAUUUCACUUUCACUAUUAAAGUUUGUAAACUCAGAUGAUGAUGGUCCAGUGUUUCUCAUGAUGCUAGACCAUUUGUCCUCAGACUCAUGUUACUGAUACUCUUGCAUAAUAAUGGAGUAAACCAAAAGGAAGUUUGAUUGAAUGUGUAGGUAAAGUCGCUCAUACUUCCUGUUUCCAUCAACAUGUCUUUGUUUUAUUAAUGUAUCUAUAUUGUAUGUAUUUCCUAUAAUAUUGCGCAGAAAAAGUUGGCUAGUUGCUUUAUUGACAUCAUACUGUCACUGCUUUAAAGCUACAGUGAUGGACUCAACCAUCACCUGUCCUUUUAUAUGUUGCACUGUCUUGUUAUGUGCUAUACAUUUUAUGUGUGAAACAAUCUAUGUGUACUGUUUUUUUGCAGAGUUACCAGCUUAUUAGGAUCAAUGAAUCCCAAGUUUAUAACAGCCAGUUUUUGUUUUAUCUACUCUAAUUCAAGUAAAUACAUGAGGCCAAUGUUACAAAUGCCUCUCAAAGUCCAAUUCAACUCCAUAACCACAGUACAUCUUAAAGAUGACUCUAAAGAUGACGCAACACCUGUCCCUGAACAAAAUAAGCUUCACGGCAACAGGAUUUAUUGCAUGGCAACUGGUAACUCUGUGCGUUACAACAUGACAGCUUGUGGCAUGUGCAGAGACCGGAUGUGGGAGUAAUGUUAGAUGGUGGAACAUGUGUCUCUGCUGUUUGUAAUCCAGAGAAAGUGAUCCUCUUAGAGAGGUGUACCGACUUCCUCAAGGCUCAGACCCUAUUAGGAAAGAAAGCCAACUGUUGGGAAUGAGAAAAUGUUUUACUCAAGCAGUAUUUUAUUUCAGAACGCUUAUCUAUGACAUAGUAGUUCAAUAGAAAAACACAUUCCACUGUUCCUUGAAAAUACAAAGCGUGUCUUGGUUUGUGGUGUGAAUUUCGCCACACGUGCCACAGCAUUUCUCGUGUCACUUAGAAGUAAAACUAUCCACCGGACUGUUCGUUGUGAAACAGAACUUCAGCUCAACUAAAAAUAGUCCAGUGGAGAGUUUUAUUUGAGAUCUUACUACCUGGGGGACUGAAAUGACUCUACACAGACAGAUGUUGCUCUUAUUUUGUAUUUUAUCCUCACAAUGCUUGUCAAGAGACUAUAUUUAUUCAUGUAAACACACCAAAGUGCAUGUUCUAGACUUGAAUGGAGAGGUUUUUUUGUCAUUAUAUCAAAGAUAAGUCUGCAAACUCAUCUGAAUAAACAUGUAUGUCAGUGCCA
Messenger RNA from Acanthopagrus latus (yellowfin seabream), 2957 nucleotides. RefSeq names its product LIM and senescent cell antigen-like domains 2 (gene lims2). The transcript has 10 exons. The record is from RefSeq and is a predicted model, not a curated record. NCBI's taxonomy places the organism in Eukaryota, Metazoa, Chordata, Actinopteri, Spariformes, Sparidae. The coding region runs from base 240 to 1433 and encodes 397 amino acids. Gene Ontology annotation, cellular component: cytoplasm; cell-cell junction; focal adhesion. Gene Ontology annotation, biological process: positive regulation of substrate adhesion-dependent cell spreading; positive regulation of integrin-mediated signaling pathway; cell-cell adhesion.